Gadus chalcogrammus (walleye pollock) is the source of this 807-nucleotide messenger RNA. RefSeq names its product paired box 10 (gene pax10). The transcript has 7 exons. The record is from RefSeq and is a predicted model, not a curated record. Gene Ontology annotation, biological process: anatomical structure development; regulation of transcription by RNA polymerase II. NCBI's taxonomy places the organism in Eukaryota, Metazoa, Chordata, Actinopteri, Gadiformes, Gadidae. Gene Ontology annotation, molecular function: RNA polymerase II cis-regulatory region sequence-specific DNA binding; DNA-binding transcription factor activity, RNA polymerase II-specific. Bases 1 to 807 code for a protein of 268 amino acids.
AUGUACGACAAGGUGACCAUGAUCAACCUGCAGGACGGAUCCAACUGGACUGGACCCAACCACUGGUACCAGGACCCAUCAGCGCUUCGUCCCCACCACGCCUCGGACGGCUGCCUGCUGGACGAGGACAGCGGGCCGCCCAGCGCGAGAGGGCCGGGGAGAGGAGGGGAGAAGGAGGAGAGAGGAGGCUCCCCGCUCCGGCUGCAGCUGAAGAGGAAGCUGCAGAGGAACAGAACCAGCUUCACCCAGGAGCAGAUAGAGGCUCUGGAGAAAGAGUUCGAGAGGACCCAUUACCCCGAUGUCUUCGCCAGGGAGCGGCUGGCCAACAAGAUCGACCUCCCAGAAGCGAGGAUACAGGUGUGGUUCUCCAACCGCAGAGCCAAGUGGAGGCGGGAGGAAAAGCUCCGCAGUCAGAAGAGGGCAGGUAGCAUCACAUCCUGUUCUCAGAGCCAAGCCCCUCUGACCACUUCCUUCAACACGCCCGUUUACCACCAGCAGCACACAAACAACACAGGGCCCAUGUUGAGUCAGGCUGACUCAUCUCUGUCCAGUUACUCUUCUUUGUCUGUUUUCUCCUCAGCAGUUCAGUCCCUUCCCUCCCCAGCCGUCUCCUCCUAUUCCUGCAUGCUCCCCUCUCCCCCCCGCUCCUUCGACUCCCUCUACACCUCCUCCCACAUGCAGCCGUCCUCAGCCAACACCAAUACAGGGCUUAUAUCCCCGGGGGUCUCGGUACCGGUGCAGGUCCCGGGUUCGGACCCCCAGGGUCUGGGUCAGGAUCUGGGUCAGUACUGGGCUCGGCUGCAGUGA